UUUCCAACGGUAAUCUUACACUUUAGCUUUCCCUUCUACUAGCCAAAAUGCUAGUAAUAUUACAAGACACAUUCUAAAUAGUUCUAUCGAUUUGUCCAAUAAACAAAAAAUGCAGCCAGAGAGAAUUGAAUCGGUGAAUCAAUCCAAACGCCCCUCAAUGCCAUUAUUUAUCCAUAGCGCCCCACAUAUGUGUGUGGCAUCAUCAAUUGUUCACCAGACUCUGAACUCUGCAGGGAAAUGAAUGACCCAAAAAGGCAACUGGACAGCUGAGUUCAUCAUCCAUUUGGUUGUGGGGAUUUGGAAUCGCUGGCUGCCCAGAACAAGUGCAAUGGAUUGCAAAUAAUGUGAAUGCGCGGCGCCCCGAACAUUGGAACAUGAAACAUGGAAGUGCCUAAUGCUAAUGCGUGAUGGUGCCUCCAGCUGUGGUCAGCGUUUCGGUGGAAACAUUUUGGUAGGAUUUUUGGUCCGGCAUCUGGUGGCAAUAAAUGCAAAACAUGGACAGCACUCGGAUCGAUGGGCAGCAUAUGCAAAUGCUGUCAAAAACAUUCCCAUUGCUGGCAUAUUUCCGACACGUUUCGGUUGCUUUUCAAACGGAAAAUAAAAAAAAAAAAAAAAGAAAAUAGGAACAAGUCAAAAUCAAUUGAAGGGGGAGAAUGAAUUUGCUUUGUGUGAAUCCUAAACUACUAACUUUUUAUGCACCAUAUGAUCGCAGUCAAAGAAGGAUACUGACUUUGCUAAAUCCCACCUAUAAGCAAGUUCUGUUUAAGGUAAAAUCAAAUGCCCAUCGGCACUAUAACGUUAGCCCAAAUGCCGGCAAGAUAGAACCAUAUUGCACCAGCGAGAUCAGCAUUAUUCUGAACCACUUUAGUUUUGAAGAAAAUGUGAGCUAUAAUCAUCUAUUUACAAUCCAAUCUAUAUACGCUCCCGGAAAACAUUUUAAUGGCGAGACAACGUUGGCAAUUUUUCGUCGGGUUUCACGUAGAAAAAUCUGCUCAAAUAUUAUACCCGUUCGACUCGAGGAUAAGCCCCUUCCACUGUCCAAAUCUAGCUUAGAGUCCCUCUCCAGUUUUUUCAAAAAUUCAAUGGAAAGGGAUCUGCAGCUUAGGCCACUUUGUCCACAUUGUCCUAAAAGGUUGGAGUUCCUUCAAGGACAGAAAAAACCAAUAAACAGCGGACAUAUAUACAAGCUUUUCAUCUUUGGCUCCCUUGUGGCAGUUGUUUUUACAGCGUAUAUGCAGCGUGAGCAAAUGUAUGAAAUCUUUAUAAACAAUUUAUUCUAAAUUAAUUUUAUUAUCGUAGAUCUUUGAAAAUAAAAAGCUUUAAAAACUUAUUUAACUAAAGAAUUCAAUAAGUCAUGUUAGCUGCCUUAAGAAAAUUUCUUUCCAUAAAGAUAAGUGUUCCAUAAACCAUAUUAAGUUAUAGGACUUUAUCUAUUUUUCUAAAGGAAUGAUAGCUUUAACUUAAGC
Messenger RNA from Drosophila eugracilis, 1466 nucleotides. Its product is annotated as vesicle-associated protein 2-2. The transcript is spliced from 3 exons. NCBI's taxonomy places the organism in Eukaryota, Metazoa, Arthropoda, Insecta, Diptera, Drosophilidae. Gene Ontology annotation, biological process: endoplasmic reticulum membrane organization. The record is from RefSeq and is a predicted model, not a curated record. Gene Ontology annotation, molecular function: FFAT motif binding. Bases 654 to 1280 code for a protein of 208 amino acids. Gene Ontology annotation, cellular component: endoplasmic reticulum membrane; plasma membrane.